Molecule: messenger RNA, 2228 nt
Organism: Lytechinus pictus (painted urchin)
Lineage: Eukaryota; Metazoa; Echinodermata; Echinoidea; Temnopleuroida; Toxopneustidae
Product: sorting nexin-25-like
Exons: 11
Coding region: 1-1782 (593 amino acids)
Cellular component (GO): intracellular membrane-bounded organelle
Molecular function (GO): phosphatidylinositol binding
Source: RefSeq, a predicted model, not a curated record
AUGGUGAAAAUUAUUUUGGAGAGUCUCCGGCUCCCCCUAAAGCCCCAGACCAGUACUCCAGUUAGCAUUCGUAUUACCGAAUUCUUUUUCUCGUCACAUCUGCAGGGACCCGAUGCUUUUUACGAUGCCCAGCACAAGAUCUACCAGCUCCUUGAUCAAGAUCACUAUCCUUCUUUCCUUGUGAGUGAAAACUAUGUCAAGCUAUGCGAUGAACUGGCUCCAAAGUCAGGGUCGGGGGAUUUCUCGUCGUCGGUCAGGGAUGAGCUGGAAAGCAGUUUCAGAGAGGAUUCCUCGAUCUCCAGCCAGGCACUGCCAUCAUCAGAGAGUCUGGUAUAUCAGAGGAAUACCGUGGAGAGCACUUUACAGGGGAUUGAAGAGAAGCUAAGCAACAAGACACAGGCUCUCAGCAAUCUCAAGAGCUCACAUGGUGUCGAAUCUAAGAUGGAGCAACUGUUAGAGAAUGAAAUAGAGAACCUAAAACUGCAGAAGAAGAGGAUUGAGUUGUACAUCCAACAGACCGAUCUCUGGACUGAACAUAUCGACAAAUGGAGGAUAGAUGUCUGCCUCCCAGAUAUCCAGGAUGUGUCCGAUGGGAAGUCCGAGAUCUAUUUUCUGAUGGUUGUACAUCCCACUGAUCCAAGAAUCCCCACACCUGGUUGGGUGGUAUCCAGAAGAUUAACUGAGUUUUAUCAUCUACAAAACAAACUCAAAGAGUGCAGUCACUGGUUAGCCAAGGUCAAGCUACCUCAGAAUAAUAAGAAGCUAUUCAAUAGGGAAACCAUGAAAGAGUUCUUAGAAAGAUCAAGAAGUGAGCUACAAAAACACUUAGCUGCUAUUCUAGGGGAUGCUACGUUACGGCACAGUGAGGCUCUCUACUCCUUCCUCAUCCCCAAACCAAACAUCCUCAUUGAUACACCAGUCCAAGAGGUAAAGAAAGGUGGUUUUUCAUUGGCCAGUAUCUUCAAGAACUCACCAACUGAAGAUGAUAGAUCUAAUCUAGGAGAUAGCGAUGCGGAAGAAGAGAUUGCUCAGGAUAGGAAAGACUCCAUUGCCGAACCUCUGUACAGCUUGAUCAGUGAGAUCUUUGAGCUACAUGGCAUGUUCAGAUGGCUGAGACGGACUCUCAUCGUCUUUGUCCAGGCAACCUUUGGCAGGACAAUCAACAAGCAACUGAGGGACACCGUAGACUGGCUGACCUCCGAGCCCAUGAUCCUCUUCUACCUGCGUUACUACCAAGAUUCCAUGUGGCCCGAUGGGGUCCUGGACCCACCCCAGCAGCCACCAAGUCUUGAGGAGCAGAGGGCUACCCAGAAAGAGGCGAGGGAAAAAUUCUUGCAAAACCUGCCAGAUUUUCUUCAGAACCUUCUAGGUAAGCACAACAGUCGACUCGGAGCCAUCAAGAUAUUUGAAUCCCUCCAAGAUACCAGGACCACCAAACAUAUCUUUUAUAACCUGCUGGAGCUAGCUCUCCUGGAGAUCUGCCCUGAGCUGAAGGAUCCACGGCUCCUGGAGCAGCUGGAGGAGGAUGGCAGCCAGAAAGAUCCUGCUGGAGCCGCACAAGUGGAUCCGCAUGGAGCCAGGAGCCGUUCGACAGGAGAGGAUCUGCCUGGUGGAGGUCGUCUCCCGGCUGGAUCCGAGGGGAUGGGAGGAGUUCCGGCUGGAGCCCGGAAGGAGACAGACGGAGCUGGGAGAGUCCAGGGAGAAGGAGACGGUGGAGAACAGGUGGUGAGACAGAGGAGAGGUACUGUGGAGGGGAAGGAGAAGAGCGAUGAGGAGGAUUGAAAAGUGAUGUCCAACUCUUUGGUGUGAGAUGUUAUGUUUAACCCAUCGGCAUACUGUUCCUUGUAACUCAUUUGAAGGUCUUUCAUUACUAUGACUCCAUUGUAUUAUGGUAAACCUAUCUGAUUCUAAUGCAAUAUGAUUUCAAAGGUGCACAUGGUAUAGUUGUUUAGAGUAGUUUCUAUAUUUUAAUACUUUCAGUAGUUAUUGGAGAUGCUAUUGCCCAGGACAAAGUACAGUAAUUCAUCAUGAAAAUGGGGGCAUGUUGUUCAAAAAGCCUAUCGGCUCUCCAUUGUGAUUUUAAUUGCAUUUUCAAAGGAAUUGGUGCGUUGUAGAGUUUCUCCGUAGUAAAUGCAAAAACUACCCAUUGACACUUGGAAUUAAAUAUGACUUUCAGUCGGACUUGACUAUUAGUGAAAAACUCUGUUGAAACUUUCAUGAAGUUAUAU